GCUCAUGGUUCGAGUCCCGUGGGGCGUUCGAGAGACCGAACCGGUCUUGUUGCAGCCCCGUCAGGCCGCCUCAUGGUGGCCAGACUGUACGUCACUCCUGGCGACAGCCUCUUGACAACCGGCCUCCUCUUCCCCAGUCAAGGGACGUCGAGUCCGACCCCCGCCGAUUUCGCCCACCAGUCCGCGUCUCGUCACUACGCGACGAGCUGGAUCGCUUCGCUCCGCUCUGCUCUGCGCCCCACCUUUACCCACCGUCACGCAGUCUCACCGGUCCCACGACCCCGGGCAAUUGAGGCCUGCAGGCGACGGGAGAAGCAGAUGAACAACUGCAUGCCUCCUGCGGGUGCUCGGCCUCCUCCGCUCCACCGACUCCCAUUCGCGCAGACCACCUCCUGCUCUGGCCGCCGACUCUUCUCUCCUUCGGGCGAAAGGAGACAAUCGUACCUUGCGCCAUGUGGUGGCCUUAAUUACGUUUACGACUUGGCCGUUUGGGAGGGUGUGAAAGAGCUUUUGAGUGUCUCGCAGCAAAGAUAUCGCCGACAAGACGAGGACAAAGAGGCUGAGCCAUUAAUCAGUGAGCUGGUACCGGUUUUGGCCGACGCGUGA
Messenger RNA from Protopolystoma xenopodis, 606 nucleotides. The record is from the annotation of a GenBank genome assembly. Lineage: Eukaryota; Metazoa; Platyhelminthes; Monogenea; Polystomatidea; Polystomatidae.